AUGGCGCUGGACCAAGAUCAGGACCUCGUUGAGGUACAAGAGCAGACCAAUGGCCAUGCAAUACCGGAACAGAGUCCAGAAGCUUUAUGGGUGAAGAGGAGGCGGGUUAGUCGUUCGGUGCUGCCGACUCGGGUCAGCAGCGCGUGCGAAAGAUGUCGGCAUCAUAAGUCGCGAUGCGAUCCAUUCCGGCCUUGUUCGUUAUGUAUCCGCGCGAAUGUGGAUUGUCGACCGAUUUCGGCGCCGACGCAGAAGCAGAAUUCGCGUAACAGGAAACCUAGACGCCGUCGUCCCAAUCCCUCGCGAACAACUCCUACUGAUGAAACCUGGAAUAUUGACAACGCUCCUCAAAAUGACACGGAAUCUCGAGCGGCAACCGCUCCCGCUCCCGCUCCAGCAGUAGACAGCGACACCGCUGCUUCAACAGACAUGAGCCCACAAUCAUCACUCGACUGUGGCGAAGCGGAAUCGGCAAUAGGCAUUGCGCGCAAGAUCUGCGAACUGGGUAGCCAGCACAUCGAUGAGCGGACUACAUCUGCUAUACCGGGCUAUCGAGCGAGCACCAGUGCGCCCGUUACAUACUCCGCGACAAUCGGACAACGGUUACCGAUAUCGUCAAUUUUGGGCCAGCCGCUACCUCCUAUGGAACUUGUGUAUGGGCUGUUGGAGGACUACUUUGAUUCCGUACAUUGGUUCUCGCUGGUGAUUUAUGAGGCGAAGUUUCGGAGGAAGCUGGCUUCGGUCGCGGAUGGGUUUGCGUAUCCGUCGCAGAGGCCUUUCCUUAUACUGUUGACCGUGAUGCUUGGGAUGGCGGCGUGGUAUAGGUCUCAGAGAAGUGGUACAGAGAUGGGUAAUGGCCCAGACUGGAGAAAAUGGAGCGCAGAUCUGGUCAAGCUUGUCGAGGGUGACUUGGUGGAAUUGAUGGAUCAGCCAUCCAUUACUGCUGCGCAGACGUGUAUUCUGCUUGGGUCGUAUCAUGUUUAUCAUGGCCGCCCUAAUCUCUCUUUUUCGUUGCUGGGUGCGACUAUCAAGAUGUCCCAGGCUCUGGGGAUGCAUCGGGAACCUUUGAGAGGAAAAUUUGAGGAUAUCGAGGAGAGGAAAAGGGUUUGGUGGACGAUUUACACAUGGGACCGAUUCGCUUCAAUCACCUAUGGAAGACCACUGGGAAUCAACGACAAGGACUGUAACAUCAACAUGCCAGCAGACGUAUGGGAGAACCAAUCGUUUGUCUUACCAAGAGCAGAGCAGGCCAAUUCGAUAUGCUAUUCUCCCUACCAGCGGGAGCUGAACCGUCUCUACUUGAUCGCAUCGCCAGCCCUGGAGAUUAUCUUUGGUUCACGCACCUUGAGGGCCUCCAAUCAACUGGUCGGAGAUACGUACGCCGCUUUGGUCAAGGAAGCCACGCAGAACCUCCAAAAAUGGCGAAACGGUCUACCAAAUCACCUUGUCCUGGAUCUUCAGCGCGAUUUCCACUCUGACGGCGGUUCAGACGCAAAAGCAUAUGCCUUGCAGUCGUUAUCGCUGCACCUGACAUAUGAUAAUGUCCUCAUCGUCAUGCACCGACCACUUCUAGCACGGCAAGUUGACCAUCUAUCCACGACUACAAACGGGCCCUCACCAGGAUCAUGCGAGAUAGACCCCAUGACCGCCGCAUCUCCCAAACCGAAUCUCUCCCAAACAGCCAGUUCAGAACUCUGGAUGAACGCCGCAGUGCGAACAUCCCGAGUGACAGAACUACCGGUUCUUGCUCAGUUGGCUACCGACAGCCACCUCGUCGCCUUCCUCGCCAUCAACCUCUUCAACGCUGCCAUCGUCCUAGCCGUAAUGGCCCUCUCAGAACCCCUCUCCAAUACCGCGCAGGACGUAAAACGUACUAUCACGCGCAUCCUUCGUCUUCAAGAUCUACUUGGUAAACGGUCCGCAUUAUCGAAACAGAGUACUACAGUGCUGAAAAAUGUCGUUACGAUGCUCCUUCGUCGUGAAUCAGCAGCUAUGUUGGCUCCGAUUACAGGGACGAAUCAGUCGAUGGGACAACAGGGGGAUAAAAAUAAACAAAACCUGGGCGAUCCGUGUUGUAUGUCUGUCGAGGAUACGCUGAGAUUACCGCUUGAUGCGUCGUUGGAGUUGUCGGAUCCGCUUGCGGGGAGUCAGGGGUGGUUGGAUGUUAGUAGGGCGCAUCGAUUGAAUGAGAGUUUGACGUCUGUUCAGUGUGUUAUGGCACCGGGUGAUGUUAAUGUGCCUGUCCAAAGUGAGCAACAGUACGUAUCGUCGGAGCAAAUGCAGCCACAGAGUGUUUGGCAAGUACCGGCGGAAUAUGAGUGGAAUGGAACUGGAACCUCUCCUAGGGGUGUAGAAGACAGCUAUCGGGACGUUGAAAGUGGAUUGUACUGGUUAUGGGACAUGACAUGGAAUGGAACAGGUGGGUAA
Messenger RNA from Aspergillus ruber CBS 135680, 2424 nucleotides. RefSeq lists its product as uncharacterized. Bases 1 to 2424 code for a protein of 807 amino acids. Gene Ontology annotation, molecular function: DNA binding; zinc ion binding; DNA-binding transcription factor activity, RNA polymerase II-specific. The record is from RefSeq and is a predicted model, not a curated record. Lineage: Eukaryota; Fungi; Ascomycota; Eurotiomycetes; Eurotiales; Aspergillaceae. Gene Ontology annotation, biological process: DNA-templated transcription; regulation of DNA-templated transcription. The transcript has 4 exons.